Molecule: messenger RNA, 3069 nt
Organism: Musca vetustissima
Lineage: Eukaryota; Metazoa; Arthropoda; Insecta; Diptera; Muscidae
Exons: 7
Coding region: 1-3069 (1022 amino acids)
Biological process (GO): rhabdomere development
Cellular component (GO): cilium; plasma membrane; stereocilium tip
Molecular function (GO): protein binding
Source: RefSeq, a predicted model, not a curated record
AUGGCCACUUCGAUACUUACCGAUUGUAGCAGCUUUCAGGGCUCUACAACUAGUUCUUCCAGUGACAUGAUGACCGGCACCACAGCAGCUUCAUCUUGGUGUGCCAUACCAACAUCAACAAGAAUACGCUUAAUACGGCUCUUUCGUCCACAUACACGUCGUAUGCUGGUGACACCCAGUGCCACACCUUCCUAUGGGUUUUCAGUAAGAGGUGGCAAGGAAUAUAAUACGGGAUUUUUUGUCUCCAAUGUGGAUCGGAAUAGUGAAGCGGAACAGAAGGGUUUGAGGAUUGGCGAUCAAAUAUUGCGUAUCAAUGGAUUCAGAAUUGAUGAUGCCAUCCACAAGGAGUUCUGUCAACUUGUUACUAGUCAAGAUCGUUUGGUGCUUAAAGUGCGCAGUGUGGGCAUGUUGCCAUCAAAAGACACGGAUUCCGAUAAUCUUUCCUGGAAUGUGGUGAAAAUUCCCAGCAUUAGCAGUACCCCAUCGGAGUGCUCCUUUCAAUCGAGUAGCAGCACAGCGGAUCAUCCAACUCUACGCAAUCGCAAUGAACGGGUGGUGAAUAUUGUACUCAAUGUGGCACCCCGAACCAAAUUGGGCCUGGGCAUAUGUAAGGGACCCGAAUGGAAACCGGGUAUUUUUGUUCAGUUUACCAAGGAAAAAAGUGUGGCCCGUGAGGCUGGACUACGGCCAGGAGAUCAAAUUUUGACUGUCAAUAGCAUCGAUUUCUCGGAUGUGUUGUUCAGCGAGGCAGUGGCCGUUAUGAAAAGCUCCAAUAAAUUGGAUAUGACCGUACACAAGGGUGCCGGUUGUGAUCUAUUUCCUGGUGAGUCGAGUGGUUAUAACAGUUCGGCUAGUUCCGUGACCGGUGAUCAAAGUCCAUGUUGGGGUGAUGUGAAAUCGAAGCGUCUGACAUCAGUGAGGGAAGAGACAAAUGUCACACCUCCCUCACCACCACAUGGCCCGACAAUUACAAAACACAAUAUUUGGAAUCAGCAGGGGUUAUAUGAAAAUGAACCUAGAUCGAGAUCCAAGUCGAAUGUAGAACGUUGCAUGAAAUCCAUGGUAAAUGAUAACACCAUGCGUCCCGAUGAUACCAUGAAGAAUAUGACAAAAUCCCAUAAAGAGAUAAAUAAAACCAUUAUAAAAUUAUCCGAGAGUGGUACUUCGAUAAAUAACACUUAUGUGGCCACAACGCAACCUUUAACGCAGAGCAAUAAUAAUUCAGAUACCACACUACGGCAUGCCUCCUUGACAAGUGGUUAUAGUGAAAGUGUGUCCAGCAGUGACAAUGAUUACAAUGUAGCCACCCUGACAAAGAACAAUCAACAAUCAGCUGGUGAUAUGAAGAGUAGUAACAUCCCACCGGUACCACCACCAAUUGCCAUACAAAAUACAAGUGCUCCUAAAAUUAUGCAUCACACAACGAAUAAUAAUCAUCAUCAGAAUGCUUCUCAACAUCCUGCAUUCAAAGAUGCGAAUAUUAAAUUGGGUGGAUUGGCUUCCACAAUGCAAAGAUAUGCCACAUUGGCCAAUUAUGUGGCCAUAAACGAUUUACCCACGUCACCGACAAAACCCAGUGCAGAGAAUGAAUUAUCGACAACAUCUGGAGCGAAUGCCCAGACUGAUAGUUGCAGUUUAUCAAAUGCCAUAACGGAGGAAUUGAAGAAACGUAGAGCGAAACGUCAACCGAAUUGUCAGCCAUCACAGCGCAGUGAUAGCUUGAACAACAAUUCGAAUUCACCUGGUGAAUCGAAAUCUUCCACCAAGAGCCAUAACACUCACAUUGCCACUGAUGACCAACACAGUGCUCUCAUGAAUGAGUUUAAACAGGCCCAUAAACGUAUGUUCCGAAAUGGUUUUAAGGAUUCAGAGUCUUCUGAAAAUCAAGUGACUACAACAACAUCCACUCCAACAACGACAACAGCGGCAGCAACAUCGCCAGCUGCCGUCAGCACCACCACCACAACGCUGGUGCAUGCUACAAUGAAACCCGCACGCAGUGGAAAAUGUUUGGUUACGUUCAGUACCUAUGAGGACCGCCAAGAAGCUCUAAAACGUACAACGAUGAUGGAUGACCCAACGACGUAUCGUGCAAAGGGUACCAAACUGCCGAGUAAAAUUGAGACAGUGGAAAAUACAAAAGAAAAGACACAACUGCAUGAAAGUAACAGCAACAAUAACAAUAAUAAUAACAACAUCAGUCAUAUACCAAAACCACCGCCCAUGCAGUUGAUGUCACCGCCAUCGAAUAACAACAGCAACAAUCUAAAAACCCAACCGUUUUCACAAAAAUCCCAGGCCUUUAAUUCAUCCAAAUCAUCUUCGACGUCUUUGUAUUCUAAUGAAUCAUCUUCCAGUGUUACGCUAAGAUCAUCAACAUCAUCUUCAAAUGGUGCGGCCAGUGAAUCUUCCCUUUAUCGUAAUUCUAAUCGGAAUACAACCUCUGUCCCAUGUCCCCCCACCAGUCAAAAUCGUCAAACUCUACGAUUGGGUACCGUUACCAUUGGAGAAUAUCAUCAGCCGGGUGCUCGUAAAGAACCGGAAAAGUUUGAUUUUAUUAGUUCAACAAUAAAACGUAAUGAUGGUGAUCCCGCAACAUCAGCAGCAAAUGGAGCAUAUCACCAUGAAACGCUACAAAGUGAAUUGCACAGCACCCUGUCAAGGUCAAAAUUGAAAAAGACAAAUGGUUCGGUGUUGGAACAUCAGCGUAAUUGUCCACUACAUCAAAGUCAACAACAAAUGCAACAGCAGAAUCAGCACCAGAAUCACCAUCAACAACAACAUAAUCACCAUAAUCAACAUCAACAUUCGUCCCAACAUCACCAUCCAUCGCAACAAUAUGAAUAUCAAAAUGUCAAUUUCAAUAAUACCUACAGUGUAUCCGAGAUGGCAAAUAAAUUGCAAAAGACCUCCAUCAAUGGUGCUGGUGGUGGCGGUGGUUCUAAUAACACCCCAUCUGGCACUGGCACCACCCCUAGUGUCGGUGGUAUUUUAAAGAAUGGCAAUCGCAACAGUUCGUCCAACGGCAGUAGUAAUAAAUCCACUGAAAAAUCCAUUAAAUUUGGUUAA